AUGCUGCAUCUUAGUUGCUGUGUUGAGCACGUGGAGUGUGAGGAAACCUGUGUCGGUGCCUUUGGUAUGGCACAAACGCAGCCAGGUCUGUCCGGGCAAAUACCGGGACUGGGGCUAGGCCAAGGGUCAGGCCUAGGUCAAGCGUCUGGGAUAGGCGCGGCGCAGGGACACAAUGCGAGGUCGAUGAUGCACCAGCAGCAACAAAUGCAGCAGCAGCAGCCUGGAAUAUGGAAUGCUGCUUCGGCACAUGCUCAUGGUCAAGCACCGCUUGCAGGGCCGGCUACCGGUAGCGGAGCUGGACUCGCACGUCCCAGCGGACCCGGGCCCGGAGGCGGACAAGGUCAAGGAAUGGAAGAUGUCGUCAUGGGAGAUCAACCAUCUCACCAAGGGCAAGGGUUUAAUAUCGAUCCGAGGCUUGGUGCAGGUUCCAAUGCGCCCGCAGGAUUUCAACAUGCGAGUUUUGCCCGCCAACCCCCUCGUCCCAAUGCACCACACCUGCCCAGUCCGCUUCCCGGUCAAUUCGGCGGACCACCUACGACCUUGUACAACGUCCCUGACUGGAGUCCCGUUGACCCUGGGGGCCUUACGAGAGCGAGGAGCCGCACGAUGGGCAUGGGGCAGGUGAAAGGGCUGAUGGCUAUGGUUGAAGGGGGACCGGACACGCCGGGAUCUUCCGGGCCUAGUACCUCCCAAGCAGGAAGUUGACAAUGAUGGCGGUGGCAGUUUAAAAGGUGUUAGUUCUCACUUUCUUUGUUUCUUUGCGUUUUACGGAAUAUCUACGGCGUGUUGUGGGUGAAUGGAUACAUGUUG
Molecule: messenger RNA, 810 nt
Organism: Neurospora tetraspora
Lineage: Eukaryota; Fungi; Ascomycota; Sordariomycetes; Sordariales; Sordariaceae
Exons: 1
Coding region: 1-705 (234 amino acids)
Source: RefSeq, a predicted model, not a curated record